Oryza sativa Japonica Group (Japanese rice) is the source of this 1177-nucleotide messenger RNA. Lineage: Eukaryota; Viridiplantae; Streptophyta; Magnoliopsida; Poales; Poaceae. The record is from RefSeq and is a predicted model, not a curated record.
UUGAGGUGAUGUGUAAGGGUAAGGAAGAGACAAUCAGUAUAGUUCAGUACUAACCGGCGUCCCUUCGGUUUUAAAUGGGGGGGAAGAACAUACAUUGAGCAACAUACGUACCAGCUGAAUAGCUGAUGGCGGUGCAACCACUAAAACACCGUACCCAUCUCUCUCUCUCUUUCUCUCUAUAAAUUUGACACAAUAAAAAGAGGGGUCAUCGUUGGGUGCUCCUCAUUUCUCUAGUGAUCUUCUUUUUCUUUUCUUUUGUUUUCUGUCUCUAGCGAACUACUAGUUCUUGGAUCCGAUCGACCGACCCUACCACCCUUGAUUUCAUGGAGUGCAUGGCGAGUACUGAAGAGUCUCUCCCAGCUUCUUCCUCCAUGGAUAGUUGCAGCGGCGAACUGCCGACGACGACGACGACGGCGCCGGCGCAAUCCACGGCGUCUUCCGGCUGCCGACCGCCGGCGACGGCGGCGAAGCGGCGGAGUCUGAUCAGCACAGAUCUUCGCCUCGGGCUCACCCUCUCCUCCGUCGUCCACAUCGACGGCAACAACCCUUCUACCCCAAGGAGUUCCCUCACGACGGCGACAGUGACAGCUGAUCGAGGCGGCGGCGGCGGCGGCCAUGGACGGCGACGGUCACUGUUCGUGAAGGUGUACAUGGAGGGCGUCCCCAUCGGCAGGAAGCUGGACCUGCUGCCGCUGGACGGCUACAAAGGUCUCGUCGCACGGCUCGCCUCCAUGUUCAGAGCAUCCAUCACCUAUCAUCAUUGCCAUCGACAGUUCGCCGUCGUCGGGAUGAAGACGAACAAGGUUCAUCAUGUUCUGACAUACGAAGACCAGGAGGGAGACUGGAUGAUGGCUGGAGACGUGCCAUGGGAGCUGUUCCUGACAAGCGUGAAGAGAUUGAGGAUUGCAAGAGCGGAUGACAAGUACUGCUAUAGCUGUUGAAUAAUUGGUUAACCAGGAUGGUCAAUUAAUUCUUCCAGAGUUCUUGGAUUUCAUUCAUUCUUACUUUGCUCAUUUUGGUGGAGCAAUUUAGAUUUGAGAUGAUUGUUUUCGGGAGCGAAAAUUUACUAGUAAAAGCAUAGUGAUAUUGAGCAGAGGAUAUUGUACAAAAUAUAUUGUACACACUAGUAAAAGAAAAGAAACAUAUAUAUAGAAAUACCAUUUUACUUCUCAGUCUA